CAGCCGGCGAGGUGAGGGAGGACCAGAUGGUGGGGGACGACCCCUACAACCCCUACAAGGUGUACAACUACUACUACAGACCCAGGACCAGGACCGGGACCAGGACCCCACAGUGGCACAGAAGCAGGUACCACCACAGAGGUCUUCCUGACCUGGUUCCUGACGCAGACCACAUCCAGGUGGGCUCCUACGUCCAGAGACUUGCUAUGUACAACCUACUCUGUGCAGCCCAGGAGAACUGCCUGGCCUCCUCCGCCUCCUCUGCACAGCAGUACGACAGCAGGGUUCUCCUGAGGUUCCCUCAGCGCGUGAAGAACCAAGGCACGGCCGACUUCCUGCCCAGCAGACCUCACCACGCCUGGGAGUGGCACAGCUGCCACAAUCACUUCCACAGCAUGGAGGAGAUGAGUGUGUACGAGCUGCUACAUGCUAACACCCUACAGGCGGUGGCUGAAGGACACAAAGCUAGCUUCUGUCUGGAGGACACUUCCUGUGAUGAUGGCUACUACCGCCGCUACGCCUGUACCUCACACACACAGGGUUUGAGUCCUGGUUGCUACGACACCUACAACGCUGACAUCGACUGUCAGUGGAUCGACAUCACAGACGUUUCUCCUGGGAAAUACAUCCUGAAAGUGACCGUCAACCCAAAGCGGAACGUUCUGGAAUCCAACUUUGCCAACAACGUGGUGCGCUGUGACGUCCACUACACAGGACGUGCUGCUCACCUGUCAGGGUGCCAGACCAGCUCCUGAGGACCAGGUCUUGUGUCCGAGUCCUGGUCCUGCAAAGACUUGCUGCCUCCCACACGUGACACUAAUCAACUUUAGUUUGGAAAGAUGCUUCUUGUUGUCAGUGACGUGUGCAGUACCG
Molecule: messenger RNA, 873 nt
Organism: Entelurus aequoreus (snake pipefish)
Lineage: Eukaryota; Metazoa; Chordata; Actinopteri; Syngnathiformes; Syngnathidae
Product: protein-lysine 6-oxidase-like
Exons: 6
Coding region: 27-755 (242 amino acids)
Biological process (GO): peptidyl-lysine oxidation
Molecular function (GO): copper ion binding; protein-lysine 6-oxidase activity
Source: RefSeq, a predicted model, not a curated record